Molecule: messenger RNA, 1021 nt
Organism: Neopelma chrysocephalum (saffron-crested tyrant-manakin)
Lineage: Eukaryota; Metazoa; Chordata; Aves; Passeriformes; Pipridae
Gene: LMF2
Product: lipase maturation factor 2
Exons: 8
Biological process (GO): protein maturation
Cellular component (GO): endoplasmic reticulum membrane
Source: RefSeq, a predicted model, not a curated record
UGUUCUUUGCCCCCCAACCCCGUGCCCCCCCAGCCUCGUGACCCCCCCCACCCCGUCCCUGCUGCCCCCCCAGGUCCUGCUGCAGGUGCUCAUCAUCCUCACGGGUAACUACAACUUCUUCAACGCUCUCACCAUCGUCCUGGCCUUCUCCCUGCUGGACGAGGAGCACGUGGGGCGCUGGCUGGGGCGCCCCAAGAAGCGGCAGGGCAGUGCCUGGCCCCCCAGCCUGGGCUCCGUGCUGGCCACGCUGCUGGAGCUCAACACCUACGGGCUCCUGCUCUACUGGACCGUGCAGUACUUCGGCCUGGAGGUCAACUGGGACAAGAAGCUGCUGGACUCCAAAGUGGCCUUCACCUACCACGAGUUCACGACGUGGCUGCGGACGGUGACGCUGCCGCUGGUGGGGGUGGCCUUCCUGUCCCUGUCCUGGGAGAUCCUGCUGGCCAUGUACCGCUGUGCCUGUGUCCGUGGAUGCUUCUGGAAGCUCUGGGCCACCCUGCAGUGGGCCAUCAUGGCCACGGCCACCGUCAGCCUGUUCGCCGUCAGCUUGGUGCCCUUCACCUACAUCGAGCACGAGUCCAACGGGAAGCUGUGGCCCGGCAUCCACGGGAUGUUCGGGGCGGUGGAGCGCUUCCAGGUGGUGAAUUCCUACGGGCUCUUCCGCAGGAUGACGGGGGUCGGGGGGCGGCCCGAGGUGGUGCUGGAGGGCAGCUACGACGGGCACAGCUGGACGGAGAUCGAGUUCAUGUACAAGCCCGGGAACGUGAGCGCGGCGCCGGCCGUGGUGGCCCCGCACCAGCCCCGCCUGGACUGGCAGCUCUGGUUCGCUGCCCUGGGGCACCACCACGGCAGCCCCUGGUUCAGCUCCCUGGUGCUGCGGCUGCUGCAGGGCCAGCGGGACGUGAUCCGGCUGGUGCAGGUGGACGAGUCCCGGUACCCGUUCAGCGCCCGCCCUCCCACCUUCCUGCGGGCCCAGCUCUACAAGUACUGGUUCACGGGCCCCUCGGAGGGCAGCCCGGGC